Messenger RNA from Meleagris gallopavo (turkey), 1491 nucleotides. The record is from RefSeq and is a predicted model, not a curated record. Lineage: Eukaryota; Metazoa; Chordata; Aves; Galliformes; Phasianidae.
ACAGGGGUCUGCUUGGAGUGGCCCUGGGAGGCAGUGUGACACCAGGGUUGUCUCUCACUCAUGCUACUGCAGCCUUGCACAUGUACAAGCCCACAGCCUGGCAGUGAGGCCAAAGGGGCUUCUCAUGGGGUGCAAGGAGUGAGCUGGCUGUCCCCACUGUGAGCCUGGAGAUGUGGCACUGCAAAGUGGGACUGGGGAUGGUGCAGCUCUGCAUCACCAGCAGUGUUCAAAGCAUUACAAGACGCAACAAAAGGUUCCAUCCCUUGCUAUCUGGGUAUUUAAUUACAGCAUGAAGACCACAUUCAGCUCUGAUGUCAGGUCUCCCUGCUGAGCGUACAGCCUGGGGUGAGAGUCAGCUUCUGCAGACCCCACUGUGGGUCAGGGCCACUGCCAGCUGCUCUCCCAGCACCGGCAGAGAGGAAACAUAUGCUGAUGCAAGGAAGCAUCACCAGGGUUGGGGGACCUUGGCUGGGCUCCCCGCAGCUGGGCUGAGGCACCAGGCAAUCAUGGCUGCAAAUUGAGAGCAGAUGUGGGUAGCUUCUCCCCCUAAAUGGAGGGCACUGGGUGUCUGCUUCAGCUGGGCUUGCUUUGGGGGCAGGAAGAGGAGGUUUCUGAGUGCCUCUGGGAAUUAGUGACUACAGAGUGAUGGAGGAGCUGGUGUGGAGAGGAUCAGGUUUGAUGCAGAGGCUGACACAGAGCAGCAGCAAGGAGCCCAGCUCCUGUCCUUCCCAGAGCUGGGGUUGGCUGUCUGCAAGUUCUUCACCUGAGGGCUUUGCAUCAGAGGUGAGUGCAGCAGUGAGAACUGUCCCUUCCCAUAUGUUGAUGCCACAGUUGGCACCACGGACUGUCCCUGGUAUGACCGAGGCUUCUGCAGGCAUGUCUCAAGGCCGGGUUGAUGAUGCACAGCACAGAUCCAGCAAAGGAGCAGAGUGUCCUCAGAAGAUAGGCAUGGCUAGGACAUGCUGCCGGGGGGAGAGUGGAUGCAAAGAUGUGUCACCUGCAGAGCCCCUACUGCUCAUUACCAGCACCACCCAGUCCCUGGCAGUGCAGCCCAGGAACCCCAGCAACGGUUCCAUCAUCUUACAGUGCCCACCAAACCAGGCAUCUGCUUCAAGACAGAAAGGUCACUAUGUUGGCAAGUGUGGGAAGAAUCAAAUGGAAAUCCUGCUGAGGAAAUGAGCGUUCUCACAGGGAAAGCAGAAGGAAGACACAGGGAGAUGUACAACAUGAUGGAGCCAGACAGGCCACUAGGACAGCUGCUGGACUAGAAAAGCCUGUUGGCUAUGCUCAGCACUUGCUCUUACAGCUAUGUGCCUGAGCAGCAAAAGAGAAAUCGCAUCUUCCUUAAUGGAAUUCAAUAUUCCCACAGCAGUCACUGCCUCCGUCCCCUCCUGCACAGCUGGAAUGUGGCUACGCUUGGACUGGUGCAGCAGGGAGAUGGCACUAGGAGAUUACCAGCCCACAAAUCUGAAGCUAAGGGUGGAAAUGGCU